Cryptomeria japonica (Japanese cedar) is the source of this 1359-nucleotide messenger RNA. RefSeq names its product large ribosomal subunit protein uL6c. Gene Ontology annotation, biological process: translation. The transcript is spliced from 3 exons. Bases 342 to 1079 code for a protein of 245 amino acids. Gene Ontology annotation, cellular component: ribosome. Gene Ontology annotation, molecular function: structural constituent of ribosome; rRNA binding. NCBI's taxonomy places the organism in Eukaryota, Viridiplantae, Streptophyta, Pinopsida, Cupressales, Cupressaceae. The record is from RefSeq and is a predicted model, not a curated record.
CCAAAUUUCAAACCUGUAAAUAGAGUGAUUGAGCCCUGAUAUCUAUGAAAUUUAGUUCUUUUCGUUAGAAAAUAAUUUAAAGACAAAGUUUGAGUGGAUAAGGUGCGAGCCCGGCCACAGGAUCCGCCCGGCUUUUAUCUUCAAUCUUCCUGAAACUGAGUCGAUUGCCUUUGUAACUGCUUUAGUGCAGACAAAACACUCGAACUACCUAAUCUGCCGAGAAAAGAUCACCAUCAAAACCCUCGACGCCUUCUGUAUAAUACUUUUGCAUUAUGCCAGAACCCCGAUAGUAUCACACUGGCAUAAGAUCGAAACAGCAACACACGACUAGGGAGGCAGAGAUGGCCUCUCUCACCUGCACCUUGCCCCACUGUACCUAUGCUCCGAAAAGCACAUUCCUGGGCGAAGACCAUGGCCUCAGAGCUCCCAUUAACAGACAUUCAAAAGUUUCUGUUUCUUACAAUGGCCUCAGAGCCCCCAUUAACAGACAUUCAAAAGUUUCUGUUUCUUUUAGAAGGCUGGUUAUUGAGUGUAAAGAAUCCAGGAUUGGGAAAAAGCCUGUGGAAGUGCCAUCCAAUGUGGAGAUUUUGUUGGAUGGACAACUUAUUAAAACGAAAGGGCCCCUCGGGGAGCUUUCCCUUACAUAUCCAGAUGAACUUAAGUUAGAGAAGGAGACUUCUGGGCUCAGAAUUUACAAGGCUGUGGAGAAUAGGAAAGCCCAUCAAUUACACGGACUAUUUCGCACUCUUACGGACAACAUAGUUGUUGGAGUAUCGAAAGGCUUUGAGAGGAAACUUCAAUUGGUUGGUGUUGGUUACCGUGCUUCUUUAGAAGGGAAUGAAUUGGUCAUGAAUCUUGGGUUUUCACAUCCAGUGCGUAUGGAAAUUCCAAAUGAUCUCAAACUCAGUGUUGAAGAGAAUACUAGGAUUACUAUUACAGGAAUAGAUAAAGUAAUAAUUGGGGACUAUGCAGCGAAGAUAAGAAAAUGGCGACCCCCAGAGCCAUACAAGGGUAAGGGUAUCAGGUAUGCUGAUGAGAGAGUGAGGUUAAAGGAGGGUAAAGCUGGAAAGAAGAAAUAAGGCUUUUGGUGUUCAUUAACACUUUUCGUUAUUGUGGAAACUCGUUUGUUUACAUGCUGUGAAGUUAAGUAGGGAUUUUGGUCAGCUGUCUAGGGCUUGCUUCGUCACAGGUUUGUGCAUUGAAAGAAAGUGAAACAAAUUGAAAUGAAUUUACUGUUUGGCCGGUACUGGACCUGUUUUAAUUCAAUGCACUGGGCUUAACAUGGAACUAGUGAACAAGUCAUGAUUAGUUUCAGAAUGCCUGCCUUAUAAAUUUUCAAGUUUAUUUCAAAUUUUUGCA